CAAUAAACCGGUUUUCAACUGAAAUUCCCAAACAGGGAAAAGAAAAACUCUAUACAGUAUAUAUACACACUCUACCAUUUUCGUCAUUGAAAUACUGCUGAAGAAAAACCAGAAGCAAAGAGAUGGCCACUAAAACGAGAUUGGCUUCGGUUGCAGUGUUAUGGUUUCUAGUUCUUUUUGGAACCUUAGCUAUAAUUCAGAAUCGAUUUAGCGAUGCUGGAGUUCCAGAGCCUAAGCUUAAUCAGGGUUUUGAUGAUGAUUCAGAAGAAAUUACGCAUAAAGUUUACUUUGAUGUUCAGAUUGAUGGAAAAUCUGCUGGUCGAAUAGUCAUAGGCCUAUUCGGCAAAACCGUUCCUAAAACCGCAGAGAACUUCCGUGCCCUUUGUACAGGGGAGAAAGGAGCCGGAAAGAGUGGGAAACCCCUCCAUUACAAAGGGAGCACGUUUCAUAGAAUUAUUCCAAGCUUUAUGAUCCAAGGUGGUGACUUUACUCGUGGCGACGGGCGAGGUGGAGAGUCGAUAUACGGUGAAAGGUUUGCCGAUGAGAAUUUCAAGCUUAAGCAUGAAGGACCUGGACGGCUUUCAAUGGCCAAUGCUGGACCAAACACCAAUGGAUCACAAUUCUUCAUCACAACCGUAACAACCGGCUGGUUGGACGGUCAUCAUGUCGUAUUCGGCAAGGUGAUCGCCGGAAUGGAUGUUGUCUUCAAGAUUGAAGCUCAAGGAAGACAAAGUGGGGUACCAAAAGCUAAAGUUGUCAUUGUAGAUAGUGGCGAAAUGCCUAUAUAAAUUCAUACACGCUUUGUUUCAAACUAAAUGCAUAUUUUUAGAUUCUGUUUUAAUUGAUAAUGUUUUCCGGUCA
Gossypium raimondii (Peruvian cotton) is the source of this 861-nucleotide messenger RNA. RefSeq names its product peptidyl-prolyl cis-trans isomerase CYP19-4. The record is from RefSeq and is a predicted model, not a curated record. Bases 123 to 788 code for a protein of 221 amino acids. Lineage: Eukaryota; Viridiplantae; Streptophyta; Magnoliopsida; Malvales; Malvaceae. The transcript has 8 exons. Gene Ontology annotation, cellular component: intracellular membrane-bounded organelle. Gene Ontology annotation, molecular function: peptidyl-prolyl cis-trans isomerase activity. Gene Ontology annotation, biological process: protein peptidyl-prolyl isomerization; protein folding.